Messenger RNA from Durotheca rogersii, 1584 nucleotides. RefSeq lists its product as uncharacterized. Lineage: Eukaryota; Fungi; Ascomycota; Sordariomycetes; Xylariales; Xylariaceae. Gene Ontology annotation, cellular component: outer membrane. Bases 317 to 1114 code for a protein of 265 amino acids. The transcript has a single exon. The record is from RefSeq and is a predicted model, not a curated record.
UCUCACCUCGAUAAAUCCCCCAGUUCUCUUAGUUCUCUCUCCUCUCUCUUCCUCCCCCAAAGUCUGUCUUCCCGCCUCCAACCUCCACCUCCAUCCUAGGACACAUACAUAUAUAUACUUACACUCGCACUCACACUCGCGCCCUCACCUACGCCAAGGCACACACACACACAUACACACGCAAGCCUGGGUACGACCGGCUUACUUACCAACCUAACCUCCCUGCCUACCUACCUCGAGGUUACAUCGCUCGAGACGUGUCGCUGUGACGGAAGAGAAGCGCCCUCCCCAGCCUCGAUCCCCACCACUCUGAACCAUGUCCGCCGCCGACUACUACGGUAACAGCGGGGGCGGCCACCCGCCCUACCCCUCGCAGCCCAGCUACUCGCAACCGCAGUAUGCGCCACCGGCAUCCUCUCCCUACUCCCAGCCGACCUACGCGCCGCACGCCCAAACCCAGCACUAUCUCGCCCCGCACCCGUCGUCCGCGCGCCCCGGCUCCGCCCACUCCGACGCCGGGUACCCGCCGCCGUACCCAACCUCUCCCCAUUCUCCCUCCGGGUACGGGAAGGACGGGGACCCGCCGCGCCCGCACUCGGCCGAUCCGUACGGCGGCGGCGGCCCGCAGUACGACCGCGACGGGCAGCACUACCAAGGCGGCGCCGAGGACGGAGAGAGGGGGCUCGGCGCCACCCUGUUGGGCGGCGGCGCCGGCGGCUUCCUCGGCCACAAGCUGGGCAGGGGGAAGCUCGGCACCGUUCUAGGCGGCGCCGUCGGCGCCGUCGCGGCGAACAUGCUCGAGAGCCGCCUCGGAGGCGGAAAGCACUCGAGCGGGUACGAACACCACCAGAACUCGCAUCCCCACUCCCACUCCCACUCGGGACACGGCAGCCACCGCGGGAGUCACCACGGAAGCCAUCACGGGAGCCAUCAUGGGAGCCACCACGGGUACGGCGGCGGAUACGGCGGCGGGUACGGGGCGUACGAUUCCUCGUCUUCGUUGUCCUCCCAUCACGGGCGGCAUCACGGACACCACGGGGAGCAGGGCGGAGGGUACUACGGCGGGCAUCAUCAGCAUGGCCACCACGGCGGGCAUCAAGGGCACGGCUGGUAAGGUCGCGCCGAAGUUGACAAGUGGUGAUAAUGAGCGGAUGAGCCGACGGACGGACGAAUAGAUAGACGAAUUCUACGACGCGCGGUGCCUGGGCUAGUAGGUUGGGUUCGGCGUGCUCACGUCCGCCGCGGGUUCUGGUCGGCGUGAGGCACCGCUGUUACGUUACGAUACGAUCGACACGAAGGAGGGACGGAUUGUUGGAGGCAUAUGGUUUGUAGUAUUACCUAAUGCGCGUGGGCUACGACUGGACUGCUAUCAGUUGGAUGGCUAGGAGUACAAAUAGCUGUAGAUACGCCGGAGCGGGCAACCCCUUUUUUUUGUAUUUCACCACCGUCUGAGGUUGUCGGCCUCGCUGCUCUACUACCCCGUCCACCCCCUCCUCCCACUCCCGCAAGAGCCAGCUAUCUGGCGUAUGCUGCAUGUAUUCACACGUAGACCUGGGACACCCCCCCUUCGCAUCUGGACACACC